Molecule: messenger RNA, 841 nt
Organism: Pyrgilauda ruficollis (rufous-necked snowfinch)
Lineage: Eukaryota; Metazoa; Chordata; Aves; Passeriformes; Passeridae
Gene: MESD
Product: mesoderm development LRP chaperone
Exons: 3
Coding region: 4-696 (230 amino acids)
Biological process (GO): protein folding
Molecular function (GO): low-density lipoprotein particle receptor binding
Source: RefSeq, a predicted model, not a curated record
CCCAUGAGGCGGCCGGGGCCGCCUUCCCGAGGGCGGCAGAAGAUGGCGGCGGCCGCGGGCUGGGUGCUGCUGGCCCUGGCGCUGUGUCUGAGCGCGGCGGCCGCGACCGGCGGCUCCGAGGGGAAGCGGCCGCCCAAGAAGAAGGACAUUCGGGACUACAACGACGCGGACAUGGCCCGGCUGCUGGAGCAGUGGGAGAAAGAUGAUGACAUCGAAGAGGGAGAUCUCCCUGAACACAAGAGGCCUCCAGCACCAAUAGAUUUCUCAAAAAUAGAUCCAGGCAAGCCUGAAAGCAUCCUGAAGCUGACAAAGAAGGGGAAGACUUUGAUGAUGUUUGUCACAGUAUCGGGAAAUCCAACAGAAAAGGAGACAGAAGAAAUCACCAGCUUGUGGCAGGGCAGCCUCUUCAACGCAAACUACGACGUGCAAAGGUUUAUUGUUGGCUCCAAUCGGGCCAUCUUCAUGCUGCGGGAUGGUGGCUAUGCCUGGGAGAUCAAAGACUUCCUGAUCAAUCAGGAAAGGUGUGCAGAUGUUACUCUGGAAGGUCAGGUUUAUCCUGGCAAAGGAGCAGAUGGAAAUGAGAAAGUGAAAAACAAAACAAAACCUGAAAAAGCAAAGAAGAAAAAAGACACAGAGAAGAAAUCGAACGGCAUCAAAGAGGACAACCGAGCAACCAACCAGAGAGAGGAGCUAUGACAGCCUCGGUACCCAGACUGAAUCCUGCUCUGCUGCUCCCUGAAGGGAAUCUGCUGAUGAGUCCUGGGUUUUGGGGAGGAAGGAAGCAGAGACUACUGAAGCUCAAAUUUAUGUUGAAAUUCACCGGUUUACUCAUUGCUGUUGA